CAAAACACGGUCCUCUUGGUUUGGACAGUUCGUUGGGUGUCUAAAGCAACGCCUGCAUGGAAAUUCCAAGCACGCCGCCUUAUUCUGGCUUUCUCUCUCAUCUUGACUGAAACUUCAUUUUAUUAUUAUUUAUGUAUUAAGGCAUUUUUAUCAACCCUCUUUGCGGCCCUUCAAAAGGUAGCUUGCAAAAAUCAAAAUCCACACACUUCCAUAGAGGGCUCGCUUUUGAGACCAACGAGUAACGACGCCGCACUUGAAGGGGGCGGGUCACGGUGGAGGAACCCAGCCCGCCUCGACAGCGACAGCUGCCAGCAGGACCUUCAGGCGGUCCAAAGACAGCCUUGAUUAGGGCCUAUUCGACUGGGGAAGGCGGAGUGUUUUCCUUGCUUGAGGGGCGGAAUUGGGCGCCUUGGGAACCACCAUGCGGAGCCGCGGAGGGGGCUACCCCGUAGGAGAUCUCCGGCUGAAGCAGCGGGUUAAGCAGUACCUGAGCAGUAAUAAAUGUGGCCAGUAUGUCGAUAUUGGGAUUUUAGCAGCUGAUCUGCAGAAAACAUACAGUGCUGAUUAUGGACGAAGAAAAAGAAAUGCCUUUAGAAUCCAGGUAGAGAAAGUCUUUGGAAUAAUCAGCAGUGAGCUAAAGUCUGAGGAUUUAGCAGCAGUAGAGGAUGAACAUUUGGCAAAGAAAGCAAGAUGCAAAGGGGAAGAAGAUGAUUCAGAAAGCUGCAUGGAUACCUCCGACACAGACAUCGAGCUUUCAACUUCAAAUCAUAUGAACUCUUCCUUGUUGACCUUAUAUCGGAAAGGAAAUCCAGAUUCUCUUCCAGCAGCUCCUAAGAAUGUGCUGUCAAAAUCCAGCACUCCAGCACAAAUGUUUCCUGGAUCAAACACGCCUCCCCAUCAAGCACCAUCUGAUACCAGGAUUUCAGAAGGGGGUUGGUUUAUUGAUAAAACUCCAAGCACAAAAGAGGACAAUUUUUUAAUUGAUCUUUGUGCAGAAGAGAGUGACAGUGGGAAACAGAUAGCUGAGAACUCAAAAGACCUUCCCUUUUUGGAGGCUACAAGAAAGAAGUCCAAGAACAAGCAAUAUAAAAGGAGGAAAGUAGAGUCACAAGAUGUAGAUGAAGAAAUAGAAUCUGCUUUGAGGAAGCAGAAAGUUAAACAGAAAGGGAUAGAGCUACGGACCUCUUCGGUGACGUUUGAGGAUGUGGGAGGCAAUGAUGAGACAUUGAAGGAAGUAUGCAAGAUGCUGAUACACAUACGUCAUCCUGAAGUGUACAACUAUUUAGGAGCUGUUGCACCUCGAGGAUUUCUCUUACAUGGGCCACCGGGGUGUGGAAAGACAUUACUGGCACAAGCGGUAGCUGGGGUGAGACUGUUGGAGCUUGAGCUACCAAUGCUCAAAGUGGCUGCUACCGAGAUGGUGUCAGGAGUGUCGGGCGAAUCUGAACAGAAACUAAGGGAGCUGUUUGAUCAAGCAGUGGCCAAUGCUCCAUGCAUCCUUUUUAUAGACGAGAUUGAUGCGAUCACACCCAAGAGAGAAGUUGCUUCAAAGGACAUGGAGCGGAGAAUUGUAGCCCAGCUUCUGACCUGCAUGGAUGACUUGAACGAUCUGGCUGCUGCUGCUCAGGUCCUAGUAAUUGGAGCAACCAACAGACCAGACGCGCUGGACCCAGCCCUGAGACGCGCAGGAAGAUUUGAUCGAGAAAUUUGUUUGGGGAUUCCAGAUGAAGCAGCCAGAGAAAAAAUUCUGAAGACAUUGUGUCGGAAACUUAGACUCCCAGAAUCGUUUGACUUUGUUCACUUGGCUCAUAUGACCCCAGGCUACGUCGGUGCUGAUCUCAUGGCGCUUUGCCGUGAGGCAGCAAUGUGCACAGUGAAUAGAGUCCUUGUUAAACUGGAGGAGGAGAAACGUGAAGCCCUGAAAAUUGAAGACGGAGCAUCUGGACAAGGCGUGGAGAGGAAUAGAGAAGAGCCUGUGAAUAGCGAUAUUAACCAGCCAGAGCUUCCCACUAAAGGUGAAUUGCAGAGACUGCUUGAGUUGCUAAAGGAACCAAACCCCCUAGGGGAGGAUCAGCUGCAAAAGCUAUGCAUUGAGAUGAAUGAUUUCAUUAUUGCACUCUCCUCGGUACAACCCUCUGCCAAGAGAGAAGGUUUUGUCACAGUUCCUGAUGUGACAUGGGCAGAUAUUGGAGCCCUGGAGGACAUUCGGGAGGAGCUCAUCAUGGCAAUACUGGCACCUGUGCAGAAUCCUGAGCAAUUCAGAGCUCUUGGGCUCACUGCUCCAGCUGGCAUACUGCUUGCUGGCCCUCCAGGCUGCGGCAAAACAUUACUUGCCAAGGCAGUUGCAAAUGAGUCUGGACUGAAUUUCAUUUCUGUGAAAGGACCGGAAUUGUUGAAUAUGUACGUAGGGGAAAGCGAGCGUGCUGUUCGUCAGGUUUUCCAGCGUGCAAGGAAUUCUGCACCUUGUGUCAUAUUUUUUGAUGAAGUUGAUGCUUUGUGUCCUCGGAGAUCAGACCGUGAGUCAGGUGCCAGCGUCCGUGUGGUGAACCAGUUGCUUACAGAGAUGGAUGGUUUGGAAUCUCGUCGUCAGGUUUUUAUUAUGGCAGCCACCAACAGGCCAGAUAUUAUAGAUCCAGCUAUUUUGCGCCCAGGGAGACUGGAUAAAACACUGUAUGUAGGAUUGCCACCACCUUGGGAUCGCCUUGACAUUUUAAAGACUAUAACUAAAGAUGGAACCCGACCCCCUCUUGAGGUUGAUGUGGAUCUUGAAGAAAUUGCUCAUGAUCCCCGUUGUAAUUGUUAUACAGGGGCAGAUCUUUCAGCUCUAGUGCGGGAGGCCUCUGUUUGUGCCUUGAGACAAGAAAUGAGAACGCCAAAUGGAAAAGAAGCAGCUGCCGGAGGAGUCUCCAUCUCCCAGCCCAGGAGGUGGUGGCAGAAGAACAAAGAGAAAGGAAUGGUCAGAAUUGGGGGUCUGGCAGAAGGAAGAAAGCAGGAAAAGGUGGAGAAAGAAAUGGGCAGGAGACAUCAAAAUUGCCAAAAAACACUUUGAAGAAGCAUUUAAGAAAGUGAAAUCUUCGGUUUCAAAGAAGGACCAAAUAAUGUAUGAAGAGCUGCGCCAGUCACUGAGUAGGUGACAGCUGGAUGGUGCCUGAGACUGACAUGGGCUUGCCACAAGAAGUUCCCUAGAAAUCUAUUUGGGAAGCAGAACUUGGACCCAGUCUCACUUGACCUCUGAACUCCCAGUUGCCAGAUCUCAUGCUUCAAAAAACUUCUGUCACGUUGUACAACGGUCGCUUCAUGUUUUCCCUCAUCUUGGACACUUUCUCUCCCCCUCCUUUUGGAUUGUAAAGCUCCUCUGCCUUGGUGCAGUGAGACACUUAAAUUCAGACAGUGUUUUGCCUAUUGCACAUUUAAUCCACAAAGCAGCAAUAUCAAAUAAACAGUUGGUGGACUUACUACCCUAGCCUAGAGCCCUCCCCAUGGAGAGGAAAGCAGCUACUUCACCACCUACUGCUCUCUUCCAGCAGAGUAAGGCCUAGUCGAUGUUCAUCAGAAUCCGCUCUGUACAGCAAUAGAUCCCCAGAGGAUGUGUUGUCAGCCUCCUCUCCGCUCCUCUGCAUGAUGGGCCUGAUUCAGCCAAAAUGUAAGCACUUUUAAACUUCCUUCCAUAGAUGUGCUUAGAUCUCCCAUUGGUAUUAACAGGAUGUAGUAGGCUUAAUGCUGUCUUCACCUAUGUAUUCAGCUAGGUACUCUGUGGCCCUUACUAAACAGCUUCUGCUUCCUACCAGUGACAUUCUGGUGAGAUGCUUUAGUUUCACACUAUGAUUUAGGACUGUAAUAAGCUAGUUAUCCCCAAACUCCAAAUUAGUCCUGCAAUUUUCUGUUAAUCUCAAAAGCAUAGUUCUCACAAAGAGCAGAUGAGGUGGUUCCCUUGAAGUCCAGAAUGUUCCUCUUCAGGGACAUUCUGAAUGUCCCUGAAGACAUUCAGGGUGGGGAUUUCUGAAUGCUCCCCCUUUCAAAAAGAAAGAAAGAAUAUUCCCUACAUAUAGAAAAUAUGUUGGGGGGGGCCCUUCUAAUUUAGCCUUCCGCAUGGAGUCACUUCCUUGUUUCCUGUAUUGGGGGAGGAACUUUCCAUCCUGUGAGCCCUCACCUGCAGUCUGAGUGAAGUGAUAUAGUCAAGAUACAACUUUACUACCUCAUUUGCUGUUUAUGGGAAGUAAGCUCAAGUGAAAUAGGAAGUGGUAGCUUAUUGUUGAGGGUUUUUUUUUUAAAGUGUCAUUUCCUUUGUAGGGGAGACUUACCAUCCAUUUGAAGAAGUCUUUAUGCUUUCCUUAACAAUGGGUUGUUCCUCCCCUUGCAAGUUUACAGAGCAAAAUAAAGUUGUAUAAGAAUGUG
Hemicordylus capensis (graceful crag lizard) is the source of this 4395-nucleotide messenger RNA. RefSeq names its product nuclear VCP like (gene NVL). Gene Ontology annotation, molecular function: preribosome binding; RNA binding; ATP hydrolysis activity. NCBI's taxonomy places the organism in Eukaryota, Metazoa, Chordata, Lepidosauria, Squamata, Cordylidae. Gene Ontology annotation, cellular component: nucleus. The record is from RefSeq and is a predicted model, not a curated record. The coding region runs from base 422 to 3049 and encodes 875 amino acids. The transcript has 24 exons. Gene Ontology annotation, biological process: ribosome biogenesis.